AUGCUGGUUACUACCACAUCGCUGCAGUUGGGGGCAUUGGACGCCAGCAUGGUAUCCUUCGUAGCGACCUUCUCCAAGGUUAUCCUGAGCCUGCUUGGCUGCGCCAUGCUGCUGCUGCUCCUUGGCACCAGCUCUGCUCUCUUCUACCGCGGGGCGCUGGGUGGACAGAGGGAGAUCUACCUCUUCAACUUGCAGAAGGUGCCAUCUGCCAUUUCCAUGUCCGGAAAGCUGAAGAUCAUUGCCACGGAGUUGGCCAGCAUGCACACCGAAGACGUUUGCCAGUCCAUUGAGACGAUGUCCGUUGUUGACCUGAACCUCCUCCUUGCGAGCAUGUCUCUCUUGGCGAUGGAGGUAGUGCCCCAGGUGCAAGAACAGAUGUCCUUCCACCGCCGGUCGUCACUGAGAAUGACGAGUCGGAUUAGCACGAACUCCUUCGCUGUGAAGCCGCUGUCGCAGGCGGAACGCAUGGCAAAGAUCCAGAGCUUGAGAUCACAGCGCAGCUCAGGCAAUUCUGCUGCAAGCGUGCCGGUCCGCGCAGAGGUUCCGUGCUUGGCGGUGCAGCUUCACGAGGCGUCGUUUCAAGCGUGUGGGAAGCAGGACGACGGCCUCUACAAGAAGCCGGUAGGAAACGAGGUGGUGCACAUGUAUAUUUGA
Messenger RNA from Symbiodinium sp. CCMP2456, 654 nucleotides. NCBI's taxonomy places the organism in Eukaryota, Dinophyceae, Suessiales, Symbiodiniaceae. The record is from the annotation of a GenBank genome assembly.